Saprolegnia parasitica CBS 223.65 is the source of this 627-nucleotide messenger RNA. RefSeq lists its product as hypothetical. Gene Ontology annotation, molecular function: peptidase activity. Gene Ontology annotation, biological process: proteasomal protein catabolic process. NCBI's taxonomy places the organism in Eukaryota, Oomycota, Saprolegniomycetes, Saprolegniales, Saprolegniaceae. Gene Ontology annotation, cellular component: cytosol; proteasome core complex; proteasome core complex, beta-subunit complex. The coding region runs from base 28 to 627 and encodes 199 amino acids. The transcript has 2 exons. The record is from RefSeq and is a predicted model, not a curated record.
AUUCGCUUUCUUUGUGGUCGCAGGCUCAUGGAAUCGCUCUUCGGCAUCGUUGGCAAGGACUUCGUCAUCCUCGCGGCUGACUGCAAGGUCGCCCGCUCGAUCCUCGUGUACAAGGACGACGAGGACAAGAUGCAAACGCUCGAUUCGCACAAGAUCAUUGCGGGCGCCGGCCCCCAAGCCGACCGCGUCGAGUUCUGCGAGUAUGUGCAGAAGAACAUGAAGUUAUACCAGCUCACACACGGCGUGACGCUGAACGGCCAUGCGACGGCCAACUAUGUGCGCGGCGAGCUCGCGCGCCGCCUCCGCAAGGCGCCGUGCCAGUUGAACGCGCUCCUUGGCGCCUGCGAUGUCGAGACGCUCGACGGCGAGAAGAAGAUCAACCCGAGCCUCUACUGGCUCGACUACCUCGGCGCGCUCGCCAAGGUCAACUAUGGCGCGCAGGGCUACGGCGCACACUUUUGCCUCUCCAUCAUGGACCGCGAGUGGCACGAGAAUCUGACGCUGCCCGAGGCGCUCAAGAUCUUGAAGCACUGCGACAACGAACUCAACGAGCGCUUCUUGGUGCGCUCGGGCGAGUGGCUCUACAAGGUCAUUGACGAGAACGGGAUCCGCGACGUGACCUUGUAA